Molecule: messenger RNA, 742 nt
Organism: Prunus avium (sweet cherry)
Lineage: Eukaryota; Viridiplantae; Streptophyta; Magnoliopsida; Rosales; Rosaceae
Product: UPF0481 protein At3g47200-like
Source: RefSeq, a predicted model, not a curated record
AGAAAAAAAGUCAUUGAGAUUUUCUGGUAACCGACUUAAUUGCUAUUUUGUGCAUAGCAGGUCCACAAACAAGCAAUCACUCUUCUUUGGGUUCUAAGAAUAAAGAAAUCUGUUCUUAUUUGGCUGCAUGUAAAUGAGCAACAGAGAUUCUGGCUGUGGGGAUACAGAUAUGGAAGAACUUACAAAUAAUUUGAAUGACCUGCUUCCCUUAUCCUCUGAGUGCUGUAUCUACAAGGUUCCAAAGCGACUACGUGGUGUAAAUAACAAGGCCUAUACACCUCAGGUGGUCUCAAUUGGCCCCCUUCACCAUGGUCGAAAAAGCCUAAAAGCCAUGGAAGAGCAUAAAAUGCGGUACAUGAAGGACUUUCUUGAACGAACAAAUGUUAGGUUGGAGUAUCUUUUCGAAAAAAUGAUGGAAAAGCAAGCACAAAUUCGUGCUUCUUAUGCAGUAACCAUCAAAUUGAGAGAACAUGACCUUGUAAAAGUGAUUAUGGUUGACGCCACUUUUACCUUUGAGGUCAUGCUCAGAGUUUCUUUACCAUCACUACAAAACGAAAACGACCGAAUAUUUGGAAAACCAAGGAUGCUAAGGGAUAUUAUAUAUGACAUGUUGUUGCUUGAAAAUCAGGUGCCAUUCUUUAUCCUCGAGUAUCUCUACUUUUUAGCCUAUUCCAACAAUACAAUUCCUCUCGAAAGAGGGCUUUCCAUCAUUACCCUAACCUAUAUGUUAUUCCGCAAUAGG